AACAGGCACCACCAAAAAGAGAAAGGAAGGAGAAGAAAACAACAGCGCCUGGGCAGCUGCCUCCAGUUCUGACAACUCCAAAGAGACACACUUUUUAAGUUGGCCAGCAGGCUGGGACUCUGCAGGGAAGGACCAGAAGGUGCCAACCGCAGAGGGGCGCAGAUGUCUUCCUGCACCCCCACCCCACCCACUUUGGGUUUUGUUCACCGUGCUGUCAUCUGUUUUUCAGACCUCUUUUGCAUCUAACAUGGUGAAGAAAGGAGUGAAGAAGAGAACAAAGUAACCCCUGAGUGGGGAGCGGAGAGCGCUGGUGACCGACACCACCAGUUCCUACUGCUGCGGCCACCCACGUCCACUGUUCACCCGGAGACUGGAGAGAUACAAGCAGCGGAUCUGAGAACGGAGCGAGGACAGGCAGCCGGCCCUUCUGAGGAGUUAUGGAUGUUGGUGUAUUCGCUUCUGGCCAGAUCCGUACCCGGAGGGAGCUAACCAGUAGCCACCACCUCCAGCUGUCUCUUUGCCUCGCACCAGGUCUUACCCUUCCAGUAUGUUCCUUCUGAUGAGACAAUUUUCAGUGCCGAGAGUUUCAGUACAAUGUGGAAAUGGAUACUGACACAUUGUGCCUCAGCCUUUCCCCACCUGCCGAGCUGCUGUUGCUGCUUCUUGUUGCUCUUCUUGGUGUCUUCCGUCCCUGUCACCUGCCAAGCUCCUGGUCAGGACAUGGUGUCACCGGAGGCCACCAACUCCUCUUCCUCCUCCUCCUCUUCCUCCUCCUCCUCGUCCUCCUCCUUGUCCUCUCCUUCCAGUGCGGGGAGGCAUGUGCGGAGCUACAAUCACCUCCAAGGAGAUGUCCGCUGGAGAAAGCUGUUCUCCUUCACCAAGUACUUUCUCAAGAUUGAGAAGAACGGAAAGGUCAGCGGUACCAAGAAGGAAAACUGUCCGUACAGUAUCCUAGAGAUAACAUCAGUGGAAAUCGGAGUUGUUGCCGUCAAAGCCAUUAACAGCAACUAUUACUUAGCCAUGAACAAGAAGGGGAAACUCUAUGGCUCAAAAGAAUUUAACAACGACUGUAAGCUGAAAGAGAGGAUAGAGGAAAAUGGAUACAACACCUAUGCAUCCUUUAACUGGCAGCACAAUGGCAGGCAGAUGUAUGUAGCAUUGAAUGGAAAAGGAGCUCCCAGGAGAGGACAAAAAACACGAAGGAAAAACACCUCUGCUCAUUUCCUCCCAAUGGUGGUCCACUCAUAGAAGAAGGCACCAUUGGUGGAUGCAGUACAACCAAAGACUCUUUGACCAGGAAGAGUUAGAGUUGGUAUCCUCACAGAAGACUGUAGAGUAAAAGGCAAAGGCAUAUCACAGAGUUCAACCUGCUUAAAGGAAGGAAAGCUUUGGAGUCUUUGGUACUCACUGCUGACAUAUGAAGUUCUUUCCAUUAGCUCUGUGUCGUGCCUUAUACCCAUGGUAGAGGCAAAUCAAAUGGAAUGGAAGUUAUCCCCAAGUGAACAACACUGUGGGCUGGGUUUUGUUUGUUUGUUUGUUUGUUUAAGUUUUUGCUUUUGGACUUCGGAGAUAGAACUUAAAGGACAUGGAACAAUCUGUUGAAUGAUCUUUGGGAAAGUUAUUUAUGGAAUAUGAACACAUAUCAAAGACUUUCAUUGCUCAUUCAAGCCUGAUGAUUCAAUGAGCAGAAAGACACGCAAGCAUUUACUGGAAAGCACUUGGGUCAUAUCAUAUGCACAACCAAAGGAGCUUUGGGUGUGGCACCAUGGAAGAAUUGGAUCAGAUUUACAAAUAUAAGCAUAUUAGUGUGAAACUGUUCUAACAAUACAAAUAGUAUGGUAUGCUUGUGCAUUCUGCCUUCAUCCUUUACUAUUUCUUUCUAAGUUAUUUAUUUAAUAGGAUGUUAAAUAUCUUUUGGGGUUUUAAAGAGUAUCCUCAGCGCUGCCCUCUGAUGUGCCUUCUCAUUUUUUUUUUUAUUUUGGCACCCUACGCAUGAUCAUGAUAAAGUGUUUUAAAAACUUGGUAAACACUUCAGAAAUAGGAGAUGAGAUCAAGGGAGCAGCACAAGGGCCCUAUGUGCUAUCAGUUGACUUCAUUUACACUUCUGCAGUAAGAACCAUCAGUGAUGACUAUAGCAGAGUUCUGCUGUAGCUUGAGGAAUAGAUACCUGUCAUCAUUUGCCAACACGUGUCAGUUCUGAGGCUUCCUCACUUAAAAACAUACAAGGCCAAGCAAAUUCUCUUUCAUUGCCUUAUUUUAUCUCCAUAAAUAUACUAAAGCAAAGGAAAUGAAUUAUUAGAGUUUAGCCUAACCUUGUUUUUUUUUGUUUGUUUGCUUUUUGUUUUCAUUCUUUUUUUUUUUUUCUGAUGAUGGUUCACUAUAGGUCACAGUCACAAAUGACGGAAAGGUUAUCUUCAUGUGCAUGAACCCUUUGUAAAUCCCACAGAAUGCUUCUCCCCAAAAGGAACCAAACAGGAAUUUGGUAUGACGUACAACUCUCCCAGGGGCUAAAACUGAGCAAAUAUAUCCUGGUAUAUGUGUAACCAUAUACUAAAACCUGUUCAAGCUGUAUGAUCUAGUCUUUACAAAACCAAAUAAAGCUUGUUUUCUGUACAUUUAAAGUGUUCUAGAAGAUUCCAUAAUAUAACCACAUCAAAAUUCAUUUUCUUAGAGCAGGUAUAGAAAGCAGUACGUAAGUGUACGACUCACUGUCACUUUGUAUUUCACUAAAUAAACACAUAAGCCUUAUUUGCAGUGUCUGUAAUGAUUUAAAAAUGUAAAAAAACAUUAUUUGUUCUAAAUAUUUUAAAGGAUAAUUCUAAGUCUAUAUUGAUGCUGCAGUUUUAUCUUCUUAUUUCUUGUUUUGGGAAGAUCUGUUCAUUUUUUAUUGUCUGGAUACAGUAUUUUGGUACAAACAAAAGACUAAGCAAGCAUUCUUUUUACUAAUAAUUUAACCUUACAACGGCUGGUGAUUUGUGGACCUUUUGCCAGUGCAAAUCAGUUACUUAAAAUAUUGAGUUAAAAGCUAAUCAGUUAUUUAAAAAUCCACUUUGUUGAGAAUGUUCUAAUUCCACAAAAGUCAUACUUUGUGAUUUCUUUGUAAAGCGUUAGUUCAAGAGAAGUGCACAGAGUCACAGUGCUUAUGUUUAUGGGUAUAGCUGCAUUUCAUGGUAUUUUUCAUUCAGCUUGUUUUGUGACAAAUGGGAUUUUAAAAUGUAUGCUUUUCUGUGGUUGGAUUCUGUACGUUAACAUUUAAUUGGUAACUGGGUCUGAGAGCUCUAAUGUAAUGCAUCCCUAGAAAAACUAGGUGUCUCUCUUUUUCUUUUAUUUUAAAAUAAUAAUUAUACCUGACACAUGAACACAGACCACCCACAACCAAAAUUAAAUGUUUGGGGAGACAAACUAUAGUAUUCAAUGACCAGAGUAACAGCAAAUAGGGCAGACGUUGGAUUCUUAUUUCACAUUGCCAUUUAGAUUACUAAAGAGACUACGUGUAAACAGUCAUCAUUAUAGUACUCAAGACAUUAAACAGCUUCUAGCAAAAUGUAUCAAAGCUUGCAGAGUCCAAAAAUAGAAAACAUCUUUCCCCCUUCCCCACGCUACACCAUUCUCUGUAUACAAGUUAACAGAGUUAAAUACAGAAACAAUUCAAUAAGGAGUGAAGAUUUUUCCGCAUUAAAAAAAAUAUAUUGGGUCUUUGUUUGAUAAUAGUAGUCCCUUUUACAACUACUGAAAGAAAAGAAGUUCAGUCCUGAAUGUUGUGUGUUAAAGAAAAAAAAAGUAUCACAAUUUUAGGAGCUGUGCCUCCGUGGGAAGUGUGGGCACUGGUCCACCACUUUAGAGGGUGUCAGUCACAGACACAAGGCCAUGUGAGCUGCCAGUGCUGGCACUAAGGUUCCUUGAUAGAGAAUCACUCCUUCCUUCUACCCACCCCCCAAAAGGCUGAACAGUGUAUAUUAUGUUACAUUUAAAUAAAGGCAAUAAAAUGCU
Molecule: messenger RNA, 3990 nt
Organism: Microtus oregoni (creeping vole)
Lineage: Eukaryota; Metazoa; Chordata; Mammalia; Rodentia; Cricetidae
Gene: Fgf10
Product: fibroblast growth factor 10
Exons: 3
Coding region: 595-1248 (217 amino acids)
Biological process (GO): fibroblast growth factor receptor signaling pathway; animal organ morphogenesis; positive regulation of ERK1 and ERK2 cascade
Cellular component (GO): cytoplasm
Molecular function (GO): chemoattractant activity; growth factor activity; type 2 fibroblast growth factor receptor binding
Source: RefSeq, a predicted model, not a curated record